Molecule: messenger RNA, 1143 nt
Organism: Moneuplotes crassus
Lineage: Eukaryota; Ciliophora; Spirotrichea; Euplotida; Euplotidae
Source: the annotation of a GenBank genome assembly
AUGAUCUGGACUUUCCAAGAGAACGACAGUGUUAAUACAAAUGAAGUGAACCUAGCUGGUUUUAAGCAAACAGGGAAUUUUCACAAAGAUGUGGAAGCCAUCUGUAAACUAAUGAACAUCCAAGUGCAUCCUGCACUGAGACCUGUUCUAUGGGAGGUCGAAAAGCCAGAAUUUAACCUUGAAGAGGAAGAUGCAAAAGAGCCAGAAGUCAAACCUGUUACUGUCGUUAAGUUUGAAAGACACAGGAUUGACAAGAACACUAUGAAGGCAUUCUUCCACUUGAUCCCACAAUCAGUGGUGAGAACUGUAAAAUUCUCAAACAAUGGGAUUACGCCGUCACAGUUUGACAAAAUAUUGGAUCAUCUUUACCAAACUCCAGCUCUAUCUACAGUGUUUUUCGACUGGAACCCUUUGUAUAAGGAAGACUUCAGAACUCUAGUUGAUGCCAAUGAUUACCGCUAUGAGCGCCCAGAAGACGAGCCAUCCAGGUUUGCAAAGUUUGUGUCCCAGGAAUCAAGAAUAAAGAUCCUCUUUCUCAGAGGAAAUGAACUUGACGAUGAAGAUGUAAAUCAAAUAUGCGAAAAUCUUAAAGAGACUCAUCCUCUUAAGGUCCUGGAUAUUAGUUAUAACAAGAUCACAGCUACCUCUGUAGAGACCUUGAGAGAUUUGAUUACUUCAUAUAACAAGAACUUAGAGUUCAUUGGCUUAGCCAAGAAUAACCUCUCAUUCGAAGACUUGGAACCCCUUCUAGGUGCUAUUGGUAAGAAGCCCUUCCCAGAAGAUGAGGCUGAUGCCCACGUCAAGAAGAUGAAAGACCGAGACGCUAUUGUUGAGAAGAACAAGAAGCUCAAAGCUUCUAAGAAACCAGAAGAACCUGUGCCUAUACUAGAUGAUAUCGAGCAGCAAGAUGACGGAACAUGGAUGUUAGUCCAGAACGGUCAACUAAGGCAUCUAAACCUUUGUAUGAACCUACUUGACGAUAGUCAUAAAGAUGAAAUCCUUGCCCUGCUUAAGCGUACACCUGAAGAAUUCUCUAUAACUCUCAGUGGAACAGGAUUUUCCAAAGCCGUGAUUGAAGAGAUAUGGAAGGAACUUAGCACUGAAGAAAAUCCUGAAUUAGGACAGCAAAGAUUAUUAUUUUAA